This is a messenger RNA of Humulus lupulus (European hop), 645 nucleotides long. RefSeq lists its product as uncharacterized. Lineage: Eukaryota; Viridiplantae; Streptophyta; Magnoliopsida; Rosales; Cannabaceae. The record is from RefSeq and is a predicted model, not a curated record. The transcript has a single exon. Bases 1 to 645 code for a protein of 214 amino acids.
AUGGCUCAUGGAGGUGGCACUCAUACUUGCAAUGGUGGAGGUCCUCAAACACGAACUGUAACUGCUCAAGAAACUUCUGAAGACGAUCCCAUUUUAACAGACACCAAAAGAUUCUCUGUCUUGGAUAACACUCACAUUUCUCAAGAUGAAGCUCGCAACCUUUAUUUCCUCGCCCAUAGUGAUCAUCCUAAUGCCAGUCUUGUGCCCAAGAUUCAUAUUGGAGGCGAGAACUAUAGUUCUUGGAAGCGAUCAAUGAUGGUCUCUCUGCUUGCCAAGAACAAAGUCAAGUUCGUCAAUGGAAAGUUGCCUCAACCUGAUCCCGACGACAAUGAUUAUGAUGCUUGGUGUCAAUGCAAUAGCAUGGUCAUUUCUUGGAUUCUACAUGUGGUGUCUACUGAAAUAGCUGAUAGCAUAAUGUACCUUGAUGAUGAUGCUGCCAUCUGGUCUGAGUUACAUGAUCGAUUUCACCAAAACAAUGGCCCAAGAGUCUUUGAAGUGAAAAGUUCAAUGCAAGUUCUUACACAAGGUUGCAACAAUGUUCAGACAUACUUCACUCGACUUAAAGCACUUUGGGAUUUGGUCAAAGAAUUUCACCCACAACAUGUUUGUAGUUGUGGUGCAAUGAAAACAAUUGUUGAAUAUUAG